AUGCCUGGCCUUCCAACUAGUAUUGAUUUGGACGAGUGCAUCGAACGGAUCUACAAACGCGAACUGCUGGCAGAUUCGGUUAUUGAAGCGAUAUGCUCCAAGGCAAAGGAGCUGUUAAUGAAAGAGAGUAAUGUCGUACAUAUUGCUGCUCCAGUUACUGUUGUCGGCGACAUACAUGGCCAGUUUUACGACUUGAUUGAGAUUUUUAAGAUUGGAGGAUUCUGCCCUAAUACAAAUUACCUCUUUCUUGGGGACUAUGUCGAUCGAGGACUGUUCAGCGUGGAGACAAUCUCCUUGCUUAUCUGUCUAAAGCUCAGAUACCCCGAACGAGUCCAUUUGAUCCGAGGAAACCAUGAAUCGCGAGGUGUCACGCAGUCGUACGGUUUCUACACCGAAUGCGCUCGAAAAUACGGCAACGCCAAUGUCUGGCACUAUUUCACCGACAUGUUCGAUUUUCUUACUCUGAGUGUCGUUAUAAAUAACCAAAUCUUCUGUGUCCACGGCGGCCUGUCUCCUUCCAUUCAUUCGAUUGACCAGAUCAAGAUCAUCGACCGGUUCCGCGAGAUACCACAUGAGGGGCCCAUGGCCGAUCUAGUCUGGUCAGACCCGGACACCGAACGUGAUGAAUUUUCUUUAUCUCCUCGAGGUGCAGGUUACACUUUUGGAGCACAGGUGGUCAAGAAGUUUUUGGAAGUGAACAGCAUGUCGCAUAUCUUGCGCGCACACCAGCUGUGUCAGGAAGGGUACCAGGUGCUAUACGAUGACCGAUUGAGUACUGUAUGGAGUGCGCCGAACUACUGCUACCGGUGUGGAAAUUUAGCGAGUGUGCUAGAAGUCAGUGAUACUGGUGAACGAUUCUUCAACAUCUUUGAUGCUGCGCCGGAGAACAAUGAUGUCCAUCGCGGAGACCAGGCGACCCAGCAGGGGAAAGAUGGACAGAAUCCGAGCAGAAAGAAAGAAAAAGCAAGAGAGAUUCCCCAUCCAAUCCAGCCAGAUGAACUUCCAAGGAGUUUCAGUCUUGAUAGGUUUUUAAGAGGGUAUUUUCUUCAACAGAGUGUUAUAAGCCAGAGUGGUACAAAGGCAGACACAAAGAAGAAGCGAGAAAAGAGGUAG
Trichophyton benhamiae CBS 112371 is the source of this 1113-nucleotide messenger RNA. RefSeq lists its product as uncharacterized. The record is from RefSeq and is a predicted model, not a curated record. The coding region runs from base 1 to 1113 and encodes 370 amino acids. Gene Ontology annotation, biological process: peptidyl-serine dephosphorylation. NCBI's taxonomy places the organism in Eukaryota, Fungi, Ascomycota, Eurotiomycetes, Onygenales, Arthrodermataceae. Gene Ontology annotation, cellular component: FAR/SIP/STRIPAK complex. The transcript is spliced from 4 exons. Gene Ontology annotation, molecular function: protein serine/threonine phosphatase activity.